AUGACGCACUUCGCUAACGAUCAGCCGGUACUGAUGCUGCAGUGGGUGCUGUUGGGCUGGCACAGAUACAUUUUCCUCCAGAACCUCCGAAGGGACGAGGACCCAUCGAAACGCCAAGCGAUCGCCUACUGCAUCUCUGCCUUUACUUUUGCCUCGCCACGCGACCGCAGCCUUAAGGCUUGUGUUGAGCCUGCCGGAUCGAGGUUGUCUGGAUGA
This is a messenger RNA of Symbiodinium necroappetens, 216 nucleotides long. NCBI's taxonomy places the organism in Eukaryota, Dinophyceae, Suessiales, Symbiodiniaceae. The record is from the annotation of a GenBank genome assembly.